Messenger RNA from Octopus sinensis (East Asian common octopus), 449 nucleotides. RefSeq lists its product as uncharacterized. Bases 3 to 449 code for a protein of 148 amino acids. Lineage: Eukaryota; Metazoa; Mollusca; Cephalopoda; Octopoda; Octopodidae. The transcript has 5 exons. The record is from RefSeq and is a predicted model, not a curated record.
ACAUGUAUCCAGCGAUUUACAACGAAAAUCUUGAAGAUUAUGAUUGCGAUUGUUCAUCGUAUAUUCUAUUCAAUGAAGACGGCAAGAAGUUGCAGAAAGUAUAUCACAUGACCGGACAAUCAUUUGAAAGAAGUCCUAUUUAUUUAUACUGGGGGAAUUUGUCUAUUAAAAAGGUGGAAUUUACGAUGGACGGAAGUUUCAUAUACACAUUCAACGGAACAGGGACAAAUGCUACAUCGUUCUACCGGAAUGAGAAGUUCAUUUCUAUGAAGCCAAAUAAAAACACUAAAAAGAAGUUUACAUCCAACAAUGAUAUCACAACACCGUAUUUUUACAUGGAUUUUGGAAACGAUUUCAACUAUGGUAACUGGAUCGAAGCCAAAAUGGUUAAUGGAUACUACAAACUUAUUAUGUAUUACAACGACGGUUACUCUAAUCAUGAUCAUUGA